AUGGAUCCAAUUCCAUGGGAUCAGGUCAAGUCUGGGGAUCUGGAUGCCUUGCGGGUCGCACUUCUCUCAAGUUCGACCUCGCGAAGGCUCCGGGCCCUACAGGAACUUCGCGACAAGAGCGAAGUCGACUUGUCUCCUGAAUCUCAAAAGGACGUUCUUGCACUGCUCUUUCUGACAUAUCCUCUAUACGUCGACCGACCGUCCCGGCAGGCCGUCCAGCAAUGUCUCUCUUCCCUUCUCCGGACUCCGAAUGGCUCCGAUCAUCUCAAGGACGUGACCGAAAAGUUGAAGAGCGAGGCCGCGAAACCGGGUCUAGCGUCUAACUCCGGCUUUGUCUUGUUAGAAUGGUGCUGCGCUGUUUUGCAACAAGUCAGCGAACGUGCCGAUGCGCCAUUGGCCAAUGUCCUUGACCUGAUUUCCAUUGACGCCAAAGCAUUGGAAAAUUGCUUCAGCCAUACCCCCAAAGCUUCAGUCAGACAAUCAGCACUUCGGGUCACUAGACGAGCUUUGCGCGCCGCUUUCUCUUGUGAGGCUUGGGGCGAGGAAGCGUGUCGCCAGUCCAUUGCCCGGUUGACCACCGAAGCAACGGCCGGUUACAAGAAUGUGCUAUUGCUUGGUGUCAUUUCCGGUGUCUGUGCUCGACUGCCGGCUCGCAAGGCAAUCCUUGAGGAGGUCAAGAAAGAUAUUCUGGGCUAUUAUGUGAAAGAAGUGAUCAGCUCAAAGGUGGCAGUGCCUGCUCACGUGGCCAGUGGGCUGUCGGAUUUCUUUUCAUCGUUCAUCACACACGAGGACGUUGUGAGCGAGUUGGUGCCUCCCAUGGAAAAAUCUAUGUUGAGAGCACCUGAAGUGAUUAUGAACGGAGUAAUUCCACCGCUAUGUGCUUCGUUGCCUGAGGAUAUUGACCUCUCAGAAGUCUUACAAUCCCGUCUCUCGAAACAUCUGCUGGCUAGCAUGAAGUCAAACAAUGCGACUAUUCGACAAGGUGCAGCUGAUUCUUUCGGAGCCCUCGUUUCACGCUGCAAGACAGACACGUUGGUGUCAAAGAUCGCCAAUGAGCUUCUCAGUCCUCUAAAGACACAAAAAAUUACGAGCCCCGAACAUCGUGUCGCUUACUCGCAAGCAAUUCUCGCAAUCCCAGCGUCUGCGGGAGUAUCUACUGAGAUCGUUCAAGGACUUUGUCCUGUGUUCACUCGAGAGUCCAAUGAAGCUGCUCUGGAAGAGGAAUUGAAGGCGUUCUGCGCACACGUUUCUUUCCUUAUCAAGUCAUCUGUCAAGAUUGCUGAAGAUGUGACUAGUGCAGUGGCCAAAGGAGUUUCUGACAAGAGAAUCCCGUUCAGAAGAAUAUGGCAGCUGAGAGUGGGAGAAAUGCUUUGGAACUCUGACGUUAGCUCCCUCAAGACAGCUGAGAUCGAGCCACUGGUUGCCAAGUUCCUGUCCAAGAUGAAAGACAUCUUCGUGGAGGUUGCUGCGAACCCUCUGCCGUCUGCGCAAAGUGGCGCCCUAUCAUCUGCCUAUAUCUUCCUCGCCGUGUUCCGGCGUGUGUCAGAUAUCGAAGGCUCGGACAAAGCGCUCUGGGACGAGAAGGUCACGCAAGCGAUGACGAUGGGCGCCAAGCCUUCCUUCCUCCUUAACCCUCGUGCUUAUUCGAAGGUCACUUCUUCUGCGGAGACGCAAUGGCUCGUUCGAGCCUUGGCUGCCGUGACGGCUGGUCCUACCCUCAGACAUGUCGAUGAUGCAGCGAAGACAGCAUGGGCUCAGGCGCUGAUUUACGUCAUCACUGGCCCAACACUAGAGACCGCCCAUCGCCAAAGUGCCGUGGCUACAUUGGCCUCCAUUGUUCUUCAGGAUCUCAAGUUGAUAGGCCGUAUCAUGACUAACGCGCUCUGGUCUUGGCUUUUGGCCUUCAGGACGGCAGAGAAAGAGUCUGCCGCAUCUUUCGCCGGGCCCACUAGCGAAAGCUUGCUUCACUUGGUCUUGAGAGGGUUAAAUCCUUCACCCAAAGCAAGAGAAGAAAAUAAUGUCGACCUUUCAGCACUGGAGGGUCAACUUAUUGACCUUCUUGUCCUCGGGCGUUCAGUGAUGAUACCUAAUUGUUCGUGGAUUGACUUAUGCUUAGCAACUGGCGUUGAUCCUGGAAACCUCGUCCGUACUUAUCCCGGUGAUUGCAUCGAUCGACUAGUCAAUGUCACCACCGAUCCCUUGCAGUCAGCAGUGCCCAAUGUCAAUGAGGCAGUCUGGAGCGCCGCGGGGGAUUUGGCUUUUGUCGCACCCGAUGUCAUGGUACCACGAAUCGUUGACCAGAUUAAGAGGGACCUUGAUGGAGGUCGCCUGGCCAGAUUCACAGCUACGGAUGCAGCCAUCGCUCGCACUCCUGAAGGAACUACAUACAUCGAUGUUUUGAGCAGCAAGUCGAAACAACCCGUGUUCGAUAAGAACACGAAAGACUACGACACUUUGAAAUGGGAGCAGGAACUGCGAGCUCAACUGGCUGAGAAAAAGGGCCAAAAGCCCAAGAAGCUCACUCCUGAAGAACAGUCGAAGGUGAAUGCUCAACUCGCGAAAGAAUCAAAGAUUCGUCAAGAAGUCCAUGAGGAAGUCAAGCGUAUUGAACGUGGAGCUGGAUUUGUUCAAGGCCUAGCUAACAGUCCUGCAAGCGAUGCUGAAGGAUGGAUCAACGAGGCUGUAGGCUGCUUGCUCUCUCUUUCCAGAGCCGGCGCUGGGCUCUUCGUCGGCGACACAGUCUCUCGAGCCUACGUUGCCUGUUCCGACAAGUUGUCGUCGCGGCUUGCCACUACUCGACCUUUCAUUGGAAUUGCAACCCUUCGUGCCAUUGGCAGCACAAACUUGCCUGCAGAAAUGGAAACAGAGCAUCUCGGUCAACUUGUUACCAGGAUAAUGUAUCGCUUGCGGUUUGCAUCUGAGCAACGCCCGCUUGACACUCCUUCGCUCGCCUAUAUUCUCCCCCUGAUCUUCAUCAUUCUCAGUCAAAAUGGUAUUGAAGAGGUGAAGGGUGAACAAGAAGGUGAGCAAGUGCUUCUUGCUGUCGAAUUCUUGUCAUUCCAUACCAGUUGCUUCGCGGACGUGCGACUACCUCGUGCGGAGGUUUUGCAGCAUCUUCUCUCAGGCAUGCAAAGAUAUACACAGCAUUAUAAAUUGUUCAAGGACACUCUGUUUGAUUUUUGCCGUUGUAUCUCAACCACCAUCACUACCGAGGAACUUCAAACACUCUUGCAAGGCACAAUUGUUUCCGAUUCCUCCGUGCGCACCUCUGUGCUUCAGGUCAUCGAUGCGGAGAUUGACCUGACUGAUCUUGACUUUUCGGAGCACAUUUGGUUGAGCUGUCACGACCAAAUUGAGGAAAAUGUCGAGCUUGCCGAGGCCAUCUGGGAUGAAAACGGCCUAGAAGUGGAUGAAGAUGCUUAUCCCAAAAUCGUCAAAUACCUGGAUUCUGAGGAUUACCAGCUCCGGAGCGCUGCGGCGCGGGCUUUGGCCCAUGCCAUUGAAUUUGACAAGGGCAAGUUCGAUGGGAUCUUGUUUGACCUGGAGGCCAAGUACUCAGAGGAGGUCAAGCCCAAGGCGCCGGAAAAAGAUGCCUAUGGCAUGCCGAAGAAGAUUGAGAACACCGACAAUUGGGUUGCCCGAAGCGGAAUUGCAUUGGCUUUCAACGCCAUGACCAAUCUCUUUGAGGGCGAUCAGAUCAUCAAUUUCUUGCAGUUCCUCAUUGAGCGUGGUCCUCUUGUCGAUAAGAACCCGUCUGUGCGAGCUCAGAUGGCAGAGAGUGGCAAAUCCGUCAUUGCCGAAAGGGGCCAACAAAAGGUUGAGGAGUUGAUGAAACUUCUUGAGACCGUGUUGGAAACGUCAGACAAAGCAACUCAAACUUCAGAUCUUUUGAACGAGGCGGUUGUCGUACUCUACGGUGCACUAGCCCGUCAUUUGCAGGCUGAGGACCCUCGGCUUCAGACGGUCGUCAACAAGCUUCUUGCGACGUUGCCAACACCCUCGGAAACCGUACAAUCUGCAGUUUCCGAGUGUCUACCCCCUUUGAUUCGGCUUUCUGGCCCCAAGACCGCCGACUACGUGCAGCAGAUGUUGGAUUCGCUUCUCAAUGUUAAGGACUAUGCCACUCAGCGUGGAGCCGCCUACGGUCUGGCUGGUAUUGUCAGCGGUAGAGGCAUCUCCACUCUGCGUGAAUUCCGCAUUAUGAGUCUUCUCAAGGAGGCUUUUGAGAACAAGAAAGAAGCGCAUCAGCGACAGGGGGCCUUGUUGGCAUACGAACUCUUUGCUUUCGUUCUUGGCCGUACUUUUGAGCCUUACGUUAUUCAACUCGUUCCUCAGCUACUUGCCGGUUUCGGUGAUCCGAGCAUUGAUGUUCGCGAUGCUUGUCUGGAUGCUUCGAAGGCAUGCUUCCAGAACCUUAGCUCAUAUGGUGUUAAGCAGAUUCUCCCGACUCUUCUCGACGGUUUGGAUGAUACUCAGUGGCGUAGUCAGAAGGGCGCUUGCAACCUCUUGGGAGCCAUGGCGUAUCUUGAUCCUCAGCAGCUUGCUGCCAGCUUACCCGACAUCAUCCCACCUCUCACCGUCGUGCUGAACGACACCCACAAGGAAGUCCGUAAUGCUGCCAACCGCAGUCUACAACGUUUCGGAGAGGUCAUCAGCAACCCCGAGGUCAAGAGCCUGGUGAACGUACUCCUGAAGGCACUCAGCGAUCCGACCAAAUACACUGACGAGGCGCUCGAUUCACUCAUCAAGGUCUCUUUCGUGCACUAUUUGGAUGCGCCAUCUUUGGCUCUAGUCGUUCGAAUUUUGGAGCGUGGUCUAGCUGAUCGCUCUGCCACCAAGCGCAAAUCUGCUCAGAUUAUUGGCAGCUUGGCUCAUCUCACAGAGCGGAAGGAUCUAAUUGCGCACCUACCAAUUAUUGUUGCCGGUCUCAACAUGGCUAUUGUUGAUCCUGUUCCAACCACUCGAGCAACUGCCUCCAAAGCUCUGGGUUCACUCAUUGAGAAGCUUGGCGAAGACGCAUUGCCUGAUUUGAUCCCCAACCUGAUGAAUACUCUCAAGUCAGACACCGGUGCUGGUGAUCGUUUGGGAUCUGCACAAGCACUUUCGGAGGUUCUUGCUGGUUUGGGUACCACCAGGCUUGAGGAGACUUUGCCUACCAUUCUCCAGAAUGUGUCGAGCUCGAAGCCUGCUGUUCGUGAAGGCUUCAUGACUCUGUUCAUUUUCUUGCCCGCUUGCUUUGGUAACAGCUUUGCCAACUACCUCAGUAAGAUCAUUCCUCCUAUUCUUGCUGGUCUUGCAGACGACAUUGAGUCGAUCCGAGAGACUUCUCUGCGCGCCGGUCGUCUUCUUGUCAAGAACUUCGCGACCAAGGCUAUUGAUCUGCUUCUGCCUGAGCUCGAGAGAGGCUUGGCGGAUGACAGCUAUCGCAUUCGUCUCAGCUCCGUCGAGCUGGUUGGAGAUCUGCUCUUCAGUCUCACUGGUAUCAGCGGCAAGUCCGAGGCAGACGAAGAGGAAGAAGAAGCCACUCAAGCUGGCCAGUCGCUAUUGGAAGUUCUUGGAGAGGAGCGAAGAAACAAGGUUCUUUCAGCCCUCUUCAUCUGUCGCUGCGAUACUUCUGGCUUGGUUAAGAGUGCUGCAAUGGCAGUAUGGAAGGCCCUUGUCGCUUCACCCAAGACUCUCAAGGAGAUGGUAUCGACUUUGUCGCAGCUUAUCAUUCGUCGUCUCGGCUCGUCCAACAUGGAACAGAAGGUCAUUGCUUCCAACGCUCUCGGCGAUCUCAUCAAGAAGGCCGGCGAAUCUGUGCUCUCUACACUGUUGCCACUGCUGGAGGAGGGACUUCAGACUUCCCCUGAUGUGGACGUCAAGCAGGGCAUCUGUUUUGCUUUACGUGAGCUUAUUACUGCUACUACUCCUGAAGCUCUGGAGGAUUAUGAGAAGAUUCUCAUUUCUACUGUUCGUGUGGCUCUUGUCGAUAGCGAUGAAGAUGUACGGGAGGCUGCUGCUGAGGCGUUCGAUGCUUUGCAGCAAAUUCUGGGCAAGAAGGCCGUGGACCAAGUUCUCCCUUACCUGCUUCACCUGCUCAGAAACGACCAGGAUGCCGAACAGGCUUUGUCUGCUCUUUUGACUUUGCUCACUGAGCAAACUCGUGCGAACAUCAUUCUCCCCAACCUCAUCCCCACGCUACUCACACCUCCGAUUUCUGCUUUCAAUGCCAGAGCACUGGCCUCCCUGGCUGAAGUUGCAGGAGGCGCGAUGACAAGAAGACUCCCGAAUAUUAUCAACGCUCUCAUGGACGGUAUUAUUGAGACGAAUGACGAGGAGUUGAAGUCUGAGCUUGAAGCCGCGCUUGACACCGUCUUGGUGUCCGUAGAUGAAUACGAUGGUCUCAACACUGCUAUGAACGUGAUGAUGACCUUGGUCAAGCAUGAUGAUCAUCGCCGCCGAGGCAAGGCCGCCCUUCACCUCAGCAAGUUCUUCAUAGAUGCAGAACUCGACUACUCGCGUUACCAUCAAGAUCUGAUCCGUGUCUUGUUAAUCUCAUUCGACGACAGAGAUCAGGAGGUCGUGAAGGCCGCCUGGACUGCUCUCAGUGGCCUCACUUCGCAGCUGCGCAAGGAGGAAAUGGAGGUCCUGGCGAUCCCGACGCGCCAAACACUGCGCCAAGUUGGCGUCGCGGGUGCGGAUCUGCCUGGCUUCGGCCUUCCCAAGGGCAUCAUGGCCGUCCUGCCAAUCUUCCUUCAAGGUCUGCUCAAUGGAACAACCGACCAGCGCACACAGUCUGCGCUCGCGAUUGCAGAUAUCAUUGACCGCACCGGUCCCAAUUCGCUCAAGCCGUUCGUCACACAGAUUACCGGUCCCUUGAUUCGUGUGGUCUCGGAACGUUCCGUUGACAUCAAGUGUGCCAUUUUCUUCACACUCAACAAGCUUUUGGAAAAGAUCCCGCUUGCUGUCAAACCCUUCCUUCCUCAACUCCAGCGCACCUUUGCCCGUGGUCUUGCCGAUUCCUCAAGCGAGACACUUCGCAACCGUGCAGCCAAGGGCCUUGGUAUCCUCAUCACUCUGACGCCAAGAGUAGAUCCGCUCAUUGCUGAACUCAUCACUGGAUCGAAGACCACCGACACUGGUGUUAAGAAUGCUAUGAUGAAGGCUCUUCAAGAAGUGGUGGGUAAGGCUGGGGCGAACAUGAGCGAGGCUUCGCGAAAUGCUAUUCUGACUUUGAUUGAUGAUGACGCGAGUGAUGAAACUGACGCUGUUGCCAUCACAAACGCCCGACUGCUUGGUGUGCUUGUCAAGGUGAUCCCAGACACGUCCGCUGUGCCUCUCAUCAAGCAUCGUGUGCUCAACGGUCAAUUCUCUCAUGCGUCCAUUCUCGGUCUCAAUGCUCUGCUCGCAGAAGCCCCCGCUGUGUUAUUGGAUAAUUUCGUCACAGAGACUCCCGGUGCCAUCUGUCAGGGUGUCACUCAGAAGGACCCGUUCAUUUCUGAUAACAGUGUCCUCGCUGCUGGAAAAUACCUUCUCUCCAGCCACGGCGACCACAGCUUCGAGACACACAAGGCCAUCUUUGAGGCCUUGACUUUGGCAAUUCAGCCUGGAGGUCCAGUUGACACCCGCCGACUGGCACUCGUUGUCAUUCGAACCGUCAGCCGCCUGCAUCCUGAGCUCACUCGCCCGCAUCUGGCCAUUCUUGCCCCGCCUAUUUUCGCAAGCGUCAGAGAUCUGGUCAUUCCUGUGAAACUGGCAUCGGAAGCUGCUUUCCUAUCCCUCUUCUCUGUUGUGGACGCGGAUAGCGAGGUCUUUGACAAAUACAUGGCGGGACCUGGUGCUUCUUUGCCUCCAGGCCCUAAGCGCAGUAUGUCAGACUACUUCAAGCGAGUCGCGAUGCGCCUUGCUAAUCAAGCACGCGAGCGCCGGGUCGCCGAGGGUGGCGAAGGUGGACUUGGUCUGUCGAAUGACGAGGUAGACGAUGAAAAGGAGGUCUGGAGUAUUGGCAAGGUGGAUCUGGGAGAUGAUUCGUUCGGUGACGACUGA
Messenger RNA from Penicillium oxalicum, 8028 nucleotides. RefSeq names its product putative translational activator. Gene Ontology annotation, biological process: cellular response to amino acid starvation; regulation of translation. NCBI's taxonomy places the organism in Eukaryota, Fungi, Ascomycota, Eurotiomycetes, Eurotiales, Aspergillaceae. The transcript is spliced from 3 exons. The record is from RefSeq and is a predicted model, not a curated record. Bases 1 to 8028 code for a protein of 2675 amino acids. Gene Ontology annotation, molecular function: protein kinase regulator activity. Gene Ontology annotation, cellular component: cytosol.